Messenger RNA from Rhinolophus ferrumequinum (greater horseshoe bat), 5978 nucleotides. It is a transcript of the gene FOXN1, whose product is annotated as forkhead box N1. Gene Ontology annotation, biological process: regulation of transcription by RNA polymerase II. The transcript is spliced from 11 exons. Bases 2887 to 4830 code for a protein of 647 amino acids. The record is from RefSeq and is a predicted model, not a curated record. NCBI's taxonomy places the organism in Eukaryota, Metazoa, Chordata, Mammalia, Chiroptera, Rhinolophidae. Gene Ontology annotation, molecular function: DNA-binding transcription factor activity, RNA polymerase II-specific; transcription cis-regulatory region binding.
CUAGCACAGUAACUAUUGUAUGAAUGAAUUAAUGUAUCAGAUGCAUAGGGGGCUUCUUAAUCCUGGAGGAAAAUUGGACAUGCCCUCAAAGCUUCUUUCUAGGCUGCUGUGUGACCUUGAGACAACGUCUUGGCCCCUCUGGGUCAGUGUCAGCUCUGGCUCAGCAUAGGCCCAGAUUUUGGAGCCAAAUCCUAUUGUUUUCCCCUGCCACUAGCCAGGGCCCUGGGAGUGUCGCUGUUUACCUCACCCUCCUCCUACUUGCCAGCACCAGACCCAGAGGCAACUGUGGCAGCCAGAGGGCCCAGGGAUGAGCUCGCAGGCCAAAAUUUUCAAGGAGAAACCUUGCAGGGUGGAAAAGGAGCAUUUGUUAGGGAGAUGGAGGAGGUGGGAGCAAGGCUAUUGAUCCCAUUCCCUGGGUUCACCUUGACUUGGGCUUUAAAUCAGAAGCAGCUCUGGGGUUAGGGUCCUCAACCCCAGAGUAGGCUCCUUGGAACCUCAGGACAUGACUUCCCUGUCUCCCCAAAGUCUCAGAGGAGAGGCUGCUUCCUGAAAAGGGACGGGUAAGCUGUGCAGGAGACAGAGCAGUGCAGCCAUGGGGUGCAUGGUGAGGGGUCGGGCAGGACUGGGAUGGGUGAGGUUCUAGUGGGGACCAGCCUGAAGACGGUGCCCCCAGUCUGGGCCCCAUUCAUCAUGACAGACAGAGCCAUGAGGCUUUACCAGGCACAGGGGGUCUGAGCGCCUUCGAAAGGGUAUGCCCUCCACUUCAGGGAGCGGAGGGGGAAGACGGGGGCACUUGCGGUCAGGGGGAAAGGGGAUAGAACGGCCUGAUUGGAAGAUUGUGACAGGGAUUCAGAAGGGAUGUUCUUAGGCGUGGGAGACCCACAGACACGUAUACAGAGCUACAAAUUCUUGGGUACACAGAGAGUAACUCACAGACACAAGCCCAGACAGGGAUACACACAGUUACACACACACAGACACUUGGAUGUGCAAAAUUACUCAGGUACCCACAGCCCUUCAGACACCCAGAGUCCUUCACACACACGCGCGCGCGCGCACACACACACACAGUCACAGAUUUGUACGCAGUUGCUGAGACACCCACGUAAACAUGCCCAUGUCCACAGUGUCAGACCUGAGUGUUCUCACGAGUACACAGACUCUUACAUGGACGUGCCCAGUAUCACGUUAUAGCUCCACAGACUUCAAUGUACAUCCAUGGUGGCACGUGUGAACAUGAGAACAGAAAUAUAACUACACAGACACACUCAUGCACAGUGAACACAGACACUGAACACACAUACAAAUCAGCAUUGUACCUUCCCACCUCCACCACUUUGCCUCCCAGAAGCAGGAGGGAUUAAGACAAGACAGGAGAAGCCUGCCCUCCCCGCCCCCCAGCAGGACACUAGCUAUGUCCCUCCCCUCUAGACGCCCCCCCCACCAAGCUCUCGGCUUGGAAACUCCCUGGAUUUCCCAGAGGGCCAGCCAACCAGAACAGGCUCAGACCUCCCAACCCAGCACUCUGGACACACACCCUCCACAGCUCUAGCCAGUCCAUCAUCCACAGCCAAGGAGCUGCUUGUUUUCCCCCAAGAAACCCAUCCUGAUGAAUCCUACACCUCUCCAACCCGUUUUAGACAUGAGGUUCUCGGGCCUCAGGGACUCGUGGCAGCUAUGCUUGGGCCCAGUUCCUCUGCAGAUGUUCUAAAGUAUCUUCCAUGCCAAUGGAGUAAGACUCAGAAGGCCUGGGAAGUGGCAGGCCCUGUCUUGGGAACCCACUUUGGGAAGAGAAGUCUGCUCAUAUGGAGCAGAAGUGGACAGAACAUGGCCAGUCCUAACGUGGGGUACAGGGAGGGGGGCCCUCCACCAGCACACUGGGGCUCCCAAGGGUGGGAACAGGCUCUUCCUUCUCUCUGGAGUCACCAGAGUCUUGCCUCAGAUUGGAGCAUAGCAGAAUUGGCCCCAGGGAUUUCCAUGCCUAGUCAGGGCUGCUACUGGCUCAAAACAGCCCAGCCCUGGGCAGAGCUCUGCAGCAGACAAUGAACCGGUUCUGACCUCCAGUCUCCAGGAAGACAAAGAGAUUCCCCUGGCCCCAGUCUGUUUAACUAGCCCCAGCUACAGCCCAUCCAGGCCAUGGCCCAGCUCAGCUACAGCUGCAGACCCUAAAAUGAGGGCGCUGGAGAAUGUGAGAUCAAACCUCCAGAUGGAAGUCCUUUGCAGUGGAGCAGAGCCAACAAACACUACAGCUGCUUGAGUUGAAGCUAGACACCAGACAGACUUCCUGGGCCUAGGAGAGAAUUCUGAGGGGCUGGUGUGAUGAGAGAAGGAGAGGAUGGUUCCGUCUGGGGGCAGAGGAUGAGGAGAAGGACCUCACAAACCUCCUUUCAGUCCACGGUUCCUGCUUCAACUCCCAGACUGCAUGCAAUGAGGAAAUAGUGCUUCCCAAAGGAAAGAUGGAGCCAGAGCCCACACCCAUUCCCGGGGCAGAGGAGGAUCCGGUCUCGGAAGAGAACAUGUUCAUCUCACCCAUCAGAAGCAGAGUCUCACUAGGAUAAGUGCCCUCUUGUCUGAAAUGGAUAUUCCUGCCUGGACCAAGAAGUCUCCAAAUGUUUUAGUCUACCCCACCCUGGUGCCAGAUGACCACCACCAUGCCCCUAGCCACGGCUGACAUGAGAUAGACAGCCCCUCGGGGCAAGGGGAAGCUGAUAUCAUAAUUAUUGGCUCACCCAGCAGCUGCCUCCCCUCACCUGAUGUCAGCACAGACCCGGGACGGCCAAGCUGACGGACUGACAGACGGACUGAGCUCUUGGCCCCCCAGCCUUGGGCCCCCACGCCGACCUGCUUCAUUGAGCAGCCGGCUUUCUUCGAGGCCAGGACUGGGUGAUGGUGUCACUACUCCCGCCGCAAUCUGACGUCACGCUGCCGGGCCCCACCAUCCUGGAGGGCGAGCCCCAAGGGGACCUCAUGCAGGCGUCAGGCCUCCCAGGCUCCCCUGCCCCACAAAGCAAGCACGCCGGCUUCAGCUGCUCGUCGUUUGUGCCCGAUGGCCCUUCAGAGAGGGCACCCUCACUGCCCCCACACAGCCCCAGCAUUGCAUCACCAGGCCCCGAGCAAGGCCACUGCCCAGCCGGCCCCGGCCCGGGUCCCUUCCGGCUGUCACCCUCAGACAAGUAUCCAGCCUUCGGCUUUGAGGAGGGCCCAGCAAGCAGCCCCGGGCGCUUCCUUAAAGGCAGCCACGUGCCUUUCCACCCAUACAAGCGGCAUUUCCAGGAGGACAUCUUCCCCGAGGCCCAGGCCGCUCUGGCCCUCGAUGGACACUCUUUUAAGACUCAGGAGGUGCUGGAGGCCUUCGAGGAGAUUCCUGUCGAUGUGGGGGAGGCCGAGGCCUUCCUGCCUGGCUUCUCAGCAGAGGCCUGGUGCAAUGGGCUCCCCUACCCCAGCCAGGAGCACAGCCCCCAAGUCCUGCAGGGGUCAGAAGUCAAGGUCAAGCCCCCAGCUCUGGAGAGUGGUCCCGGGAUGUACUGUUUCCAGCCUCCCUUGCAGCACAUGUACUGUUCCUCCCAGCCCCCCUUCCACCAGUACCCACCAGGUGGUGGCAGCUACCCUGUACCCUACCUGGGCUCCUCACACUAUCCGUACCAGCGGAUUGCACCCCAGGCCAGCACCGAUGGGCACCAGCCUCUCUUCCCCAAACCCAUCUACUCCUACAGCAUCCUCAUCUUCAUGGCCCUUAAGAACAGUAAAACUGGGAGCCUUCCUGUCAGCGAGAUCUACAAUUUUAUGACGGAGCACUUCCCUUACUUCAAGACAGCACCUGAUGGCUGGAAGAAUUCCGUCCGCCAUAACCUAUCUCUCAACAAGUGCUUCGAGAAGGUGGAGAACAAAUCAGGAAGUUCCUCUCGCAAGGGCUGCCUGUGGGCCCUCAAUCCGGCCAAGAUUGACAAGAUGCAGGAGGAGCUGCAGAAGUGGAAGAGGAAAGACCCCAUCGCUGUACGCAAGAGCAUGGCCAAGCCAGAAGAGCUGGACAGCCUCAUUGGAGAUAAGAGGGAGAAGCUGGGCACACCACUGCUGGGCUGCCCACCCCCUGGGCUGGCAGGCUCAGGCCCUGUCCGGCCCUUGGCACCUCCAAUUGGGCUCUCCCAGCCACUGCACUCGAUCCACCCAGUUCCGGGCCCUAUUCCGGGCAAAAAUCCCCUGCAGGACCUACUUGGGGGGCACGCGCCCUCCUGCUAUGGGCAGACAUACUCGCACCUCUCAUCGGGCCUGACCCCUCCUGGACCUCCGCAGCCGUUGUUCCCACAGCCGGAUGGGCAUCUUGAGCUGCGGGCCCAGCCAGGCACCCCCCAGGACUCGCCUCUGCCUGCCCACACCCCACCCAGCCACAGCACCAAGCUGCUGGCUGAGCCUUCCCCAGCCAGGACCAUGCAUGACACCCUGCUGCCAGACGGAGACCUUGGCACUGACCUGGACGCCAUCAAUCCCUCUCUCACCGACUUUGACUUCCAGGGAAACCUGUGGGAACAGCUGAAGGAUGACAGCUUGGCCCUCGACCCCUUGGUACUGGUGACCUCGUCCCCGACAUCAUCUCCAAUGCCACCAGCCCCCCCACCACCGCACUGCUUCCACCCUGGGACCUGUCUGGCAGAGACAGGCAAUGGGUCAGGCAACUUGGCACCACCAAGCAGCGGGGCCUCAGGGGCACUGGGUGACCUGCACCUCACUACCCUCUACUCAGCCUUCAUGGAGCUGGAGCCCACGCCCCCCACGGCCCCUGCUGGCCCCUCCGUGUACCUCAGCCCCAGCUCCAAGCCCAUGGCCCUAGCAUGAGCUGUGCCCAGCAGAAGCUCCAGCCUUUGCCUGGCCUGGGAGUCCCAGCGGGCCGCCCAUGUUGGGCUCACUUCAAAGGUCAAAGAAGGAAAACACUCCCUGUCCCCUAGGGCACUGAAGCCGACUUGUUUGUUAGCUGGCAGCUGGGGGUGGAGAAGAUACCACCCAGGAUGCUGCCCUUCACAAUUUCUGCUGCCUGGUGGGCCAGCUCCUCACUCAGAGCCCCUGAAGAACAAGUGUCCAGGCAAGAAGAAAACAACUCUCCCUAGCUCACACUCAUCCACACUCAAGCCUUCACGCACGUGUGCAUGCACACAGUUAUUCAGACAUACACCCACCCCCAUACUUUAUACCCAGAGGAAUCAGAGCUACGUCACAACGCCUGGCUUCAUUUCUGGGGCAGCUGAGGGCUUUGGGUACCAAAAGCUCAGGGCCCCCAUGCCAGGUCCAAGAAUACCCCGCACGCUAUUCUGACGUCCACAUUCUCAUGAUCUUCCCCAAAAGUCCCUGUAUUUAUUCUCCCAUCUUCAUCCCAGUAGCCCAUCAAGGAGGAGGAGAUAUGGAGCCUCUCCCCAAGUUGUCUGGGGACUCCCCAGGGGGCUGCUUUAGCAGCACCAACUCUGCCAGGCUCUUCCCGUCCUCAGCCUAUGCUCUGUCUAGCCUUCCCCAGAGUGACACACAGGAGGGGCAGCGUCCACCCCAGGACCAAACUGAGCCCAAUUCCAGCACAAAGUGUUUGGAAAAGCCCCUGCCCUUGGAAACUUGAAAGUGAACUCUUCUCCCAGCCCUGGGUGCAGGAAGGGCCCCUCGAGGUCACAACAGUCUCACUCUUUCUCUAUAAGAAGUUCGUGUAGUUUAGGCUCCAGCUUACUAGUUACUUCCAACGGUCUCAGGCAGCCUGGGCAUUGAGGGAAGGGAAGCCUGGUACAGGCUGGUGGGGGAGCACCCAUGUCCCCUCUCUGCUUGGCAGACCUGGGAUGCCCUUGGAGCUGGGGGUUGUGGCCCAGUUGCCUGCCAUGCCCUACCUGAGAGCCCAACCCCCACCAAGUGGGAGCCUCAGCCUCCCCUGGGCCUGGGUGACAAGAACCCCCAGAAGUUGGCCCCAGGCUCAGAUGAGGCACAAGCAGAUCCCAAGAUGGCCUGCCAUU